AUAUUUACCGCCAUUACCACAGUAACAUCAAUGCUGAUCUCACAUCACCAAGGUGACAAAGCAAAUUUCCUUGCCACUCAAGUAAUCAAGUUCAAGUUGUUCUCAGCGUUUUGCAGCUCGCUGUUGUGAAAAGGUGACCAAGUGUGAAAGUUAAGAAUGAAGUUUGCGAUUUUCGAUUUUGGAGACAAUACUUUUGAUAUUGGCCAAACAUCAUGGAUACAAGAUGAAAAUUCUACAACAUUUGAUAACGAAUCCUGGCUCUUUACCCACGAAAUAAUUGUCAAGUGGCCCAUAGACUUCAAUGCAGCGAAACGAAAAAUGCGAAAAAAUUGAUGUAGAUACAAUCAAAACGGAAAGCGAAAGAUAUCCAGCAAGAAUUUUAAAAUUUGGAGAUGACUUUGACUCCAUGGAUUCAUGCUUAGAGAUGUAUCUGAAAAGUGGAAAAACUUCAACUCCUAAAAGAGGAAAAGGUCAAAGAAUCUCACAAAAGAAUUAUAAAUACCAUUCCGACUCCGAUAAGGAGGAUUAUGAAGUCCAGUUUGGUUCACAUAUAAGUAAAAAACCUCCUUCAAAGAAAAGAAAAGUCCAGAAAGAUAGUUCAAAGAAAAACUCCUUAUAUUCCAUGGUUAAAGAAAAUAUAAACAAACAGAGCCAACGAUAG
This is a messenger RNA of Xenia sp. Carnegie-2017, 661 nucleotides long. RefSeq lists its product as uncharacterized. Lineage: Eukaryota; Metazoa; Cnidaria; Anthozoa; Malacalcyonacea; Xeniidae. The coding region runs from base 302 to 661 and encodes 119 amino acids. The record is from RefSeq and is a predicted model, not a curated record. The transcript has 4 exons.